This is a messenger RNA of Trichoderma citrinoviride, 2934 nucleotides long. RefSeq lists its product as hypothetical. The coding region runs from base 1 to 2934 and encodes 977 amino acids. The transcript has 2 exons. The record is from RefSeq and is a predicted model, not a curated record. NCBI's taxonomy places the organism in Eukaryota, Fungi, Ascomycota, Sordariomycetes, Hypocreales, Hypocreaceae.
AUGUGGCAGCAUCAACUUCCUCGUCCCAUCGGGCCCAGCUGUGGCAUCUACUGUAACGACAAUGGCAUCAAAUUCCUCCCCAUCGUCUCUCUUGACGUACACACCUCUAUCGUUGCGUCAAGCUCACGCACUGUCUUGAAACAAACCUUUGCGACCACCGGCCGCUCCCUGAAGAAUGUGCGGUAUGCCUUUCCUCUCUAUGAUGGCUCAUCAGUCGUCGGAUUUCAAUGCACCAUUGGGUCACGCAUCAUCAAGGGUGUCGUGAAAGAGCGCCACGAGGCCAAGCAGGCGUACGACACUGCAGUUGCACAGGGGAAGACGGCAGGCCUGCUCGAGCAGUCGCUGGAGGCCUCCGAUGUCUUCAUCACCUCUCUUGGCAACGUCCCUCGCCGCUGCCAGAGUAUCGAGGUCGAGAUCACGUAUCUCGGAGAGCUAAAGCAUGAUGCUCAGGUGGAUGGACUACGCUUCACCAUACCCACCAGCUUAGCCCAGCGAUAUGGACAGCAUUCCAUCACCGGAAGCGACGCCGUUACCUUCCAGGGCGGAAAGCACAUCAAGAUCACGGUUGACGCCGAUGUCUCUAGCGGUUCAGUCAUCAAGAGCAUUCAGUCGCCGUCGCAUCCAAUCUCUGUCAACAUCGGCACUCUUUCCAAGGCCAGAUCCGAUCCGCCGUCCCUACAAAGAGCCCAUGCCACUCUUGCCCAAGAUACGGUCGUGCUGGGAAGUGACUUUGUCCUCCAGAUUGUCGCCACCGGUCUCGGUGAUCCCAUCGCUGUCCUUGAAAAUCACCCGACGAUCCCGAACCAGAGGGCAUUGAUGACGACGCUCGUUCCUCGAUUUAACCAGCCCAUGGAGAUGACCGAGAUUGUCUUUAUGUGUGACAGAAGCGGUAGCAUGGCAUACGGAAACAAGAUGAGCAACGUCAUUAAUGCCCUGAACAUCCUUCUUAAAUCCUUACCCGUUGGCGUCAAGUUCAACAUUUGCAGCUUUGGGUCGUACUAUUCCUUCCUGUGGGAGCGGUCGAUGACUUAUGACCAGGAGACGUUGGACGCUGCCAUGCAACACGUCGGCGGCUUCGGGGCUGAUCUUGGUGGUACGCAAAUGUACGACCCCUUCCAUGAGAUAUUCCAGCGACGCUACAAUGACCUGAACCUCGAGGUGUUUUUGCUCACCGACGGAGAAAUCUGGGACCAGGAGAGGCUAUUCAAACUCAUCAAUGCCCAUGUUUCCGAAAGCAAAGGGGCUAUACGAGUCUUCACAUUGGGCGUGGGAAAAGACGCCAGCCAUGCCUUGAUUGAAGGCGUCGCACGAGCGGGCAACGGCUUUGCCCAGGCAGUAGCAGAAAAUGAAAAGAUGGACAAGAUGUUGGUUCGGAUGCUCAAGGGGGCGCUUACUCCCCAUAUCACGGAUUAUUCUCUCGAAGUCAAAUAUGGGGCCAGUGAGACCGGCCCAGACGAAGAGACCGACGACGACUUUGUCGUCAUCGAAAGGGUCAUGGAUGCAAUGACGUUGGACAACAUCUCUUCCUCAUCGGACUCAAUAGCAGAGCCACCGCGGCCCAUCUCGCUAUUCGACCAGAGCGUCCAGGACACGGACAUGGCAGUACCCACAGCUUCCAACUCUGUGAGCGUGAAGCUGCCCCCUGUGACUGUUCCAAGAUAUCUCCAAGCUCCAUUCCAGAUACCGCCCCUUUUCCCAUUCAACCGCACGACUGUCUACGUCUUGCUUUCCGAUGCAACGCCAGACCGCCAGCCGAGGAGCGUCAUACUUAGGGGUUCCUCCAUCCAUGGUCCAGUAGAGCUUGAGAUUCCCGUCAGGACUCUUACCGAGAAAGGCACUACCAUUCACCAGCUGGCGGCACGAAAGGCUGUCCGCGAGCUCGAGGACGACCGUGGAUGGAUCUUCCAUGUCAAGAGCCGAGAUGGCAAGCUCCUGCAAGAGCAGUUUGAGGGCCGCUUUAGUGACAUGGUGAAGCGGGAAGCAGUUCGCCUGGGGACUCAGUACCAAGUCAGCGGCAAGUGGUGCUCGUUUGUUGCCAUCCAAGAUGCUGGCAGAAACGACGCCGCCAGCACGAGCCAAGAGAAUGCUGAUGCAGAGGAAAGCGUGAAUGACGAUGCUGGCAGCAACGAGGACACGCCCAUUUCGCAAGGUGGUGCGCAUAUGAGGAUGCAAUUUGCAGCUCUUCCAGCUGGUAGCAUGCACCAAGCUCGAGGUAUCCCAUCAAAUGUUCCAUGUGGUCAGCCACAGAUGAGUCGUGCUAUGGGGGGAAUGCGGCAGCAACAGGCAGGAGCCCUCGCUUCAGUGCCUGAGAUGAACAGGGAUAAUGACGCCCAGACGGCCCACCUUCGAGCAGCACUGGCUGCCCAGAGGGCUGCCGUGGCCCAACGAGUCGCGAGUGAGCAACUGCAUCAGCAGCAUCAGCAGCAGCAGGCAUCAGCUUCGCUUCUCACGAACCGUCCCGUGGGCAUGCAACAAGAUUAUCAAAUGGUCUUAAUGCUAAUGAAUCGGCAGCAGCAGCAGCAACAACAGCAUCAGCAACAGCAGCAGGCAUUUGCUUCGCUCCACCCGAUGGGCAUGGCUCCUAAUCCUAGAUCCGCCUUAUACUUGAAUCCCUGCGCCUCCCCCUUGCUGGUCCUGGCUACACUGCAGACCUUUGUUGGCAGCUGGCACUGGGACUCGAGGCUGGAAGCUGUUUUGGGAAUCACGGCACAGCUUGCCGCAGAUAGGGUUCAGCUUCCUGGUGAUCAGAGUGCCCAGCAGACGGAUGUGCUGGCAACGCUCUGUGCUGUGGUGUUUUUGAAGAAGAAGCUGGCAUCCGAAAAGGACUCGUGGGAACUCCUCGUGCAAAAGGCAGAAGACUGGCUGCGGAAUCAAACGGGGACGGAUGUUGUCGAGUGGGAGAAGACCGUGAAUGAUAAGUUGUUUACGGAAUAA